AUGGCUUCGAGAAACAGCACCAGGCCAGGCAUUGCUAAUGAUCAUGAUGAUGAAGACAUGGCUAAAGCUCUUGCUUACAUAGAGCACAUGCUUUUGGAUUACCAUGAUGAGUUGGAAGAAGAUGGGCAUGCAGAAGAAAAUGAGCAACUAGCAUUGAAAAUCCAAGAAUUUGAAGCAUUCUUACUAGGCACAGAAGCCAUUGCUGCAACACAAGAAGAACAAGAACAACCACAACCAGAACAAGGUUCCUUCUUCUAUGGAAACUAUGCUGUCCCGCUAGUCCCGAGCCUUCAAGAACCUGCUGCCCUGCAUGCCCAAGAAGCCAUUGCAGCACAACAAGGCAUGCCUAUACUACUACAGGAACCAGGACUAGGUUCCUACUACGGAAUUCCCAACUUUGUCCCUCAUCAUCAUCUCCCACCAUUCCCAAGCUUCCAACCCUCAAUUCAAUUUCAAGAACCUGCAGCCUCACAUGCCCUGCAAGCCCAAGAAGCCAUUGCUGCAGCACAAGGCAUGCCUCAACUACCACAACAACUAGAACUAGGAUCUUUCCACCGAAUUGGAACCUAUGUGCCUCGUGAUUUCCCAGAAAUCCCGAGUCUCCAACGCUUAAUUCAAUUUCAAGAACAACCAGAACUAGAACUGGGUUCAUUUGAUGGAACUGGCAACUAUGUCCCUCCUGCUCUCCCACCAGUCCCAAGCCUCCGAAACUUGAUUCAAAUAUGCAGCAAGCCUUUUCAUAAGUUCUUGUCAAACUAUGAUGUGACAACACAAGCAUUAAAGCUGAUGAAAUGUGACGUAGAAAGGCCCGUCUGGCCAUUGUUGAAUGGCGAUGAAGAUCUUAUACAAGGCAUCUGGCUCAAAAUGUAUGACAUUGCUGGUAAUGAGUACAGUGUGCAGUUCAAGACCGCAGGAGUUCAAAAAAUUCAUAUGCUUACUGGUCCAGAUUGGCAAUAUUUUGUUCGACGUCAUCGCCUGGUACGGUACAAAGAUGUUACCCUGUGGGCGUUCAGGAAUGCCCAAACUGGAAAGCUAUGUUUUGUGAUCACUUUGGGAAGGCUGCCCUUAUUUUAA
This is a messenger RNA of Prunus armeniaca (apricot), 1074 nucleotides long. NCBI's taxonomy places the organism in Eukaryota, Viridiplantae, Streptophyta, Magnoliopsida, Rosales, Rosaceae. The record is from the annotation of a GenBank genome assembly.